GGAGACUUCUUUGGAGAGCUAUAUCAUGUCCAGAUCACAAGACACUGCAUCACCAAUCACACCUUGUUCUCCGAAGAAGGGUGAAAUGAUAUCAUCGAUACAGCUCUCGAGGCCCUUCCUGACGAGGCUACAGAUUGAGUAUGCACAAAGCAAAACCAUCGACAACAUUGUUGUUUACAAGCAGAGACGAAACCAAGUCUUUUCCUUUCUCAUGAAGGUGUGUAAUACGUUGAAGUUUCCCAUGCGCACUCUUGAAACCGCGAUGAUCUACUACCAACGGUUUUAUCUUCAUAACAGCUUCAACACGUCGACGUACCACGAUGUUGCAACUGUAUGUCUGUUUGUAGCAACGAAGAACGAGGAAACGAUCAAGAAACUAAGGGACAUCAUAGCGGUUGUGUCACAAGUAAGGAACAUGCAGCUGAACUCGGAGCAGGCUGAGAACUACAGGAGAAGAAUCAUAGGAUUGGAAAUCAAACUCAUGGAGACCAUUGCAUUUGACUUUAGAAUUGGACAUGUUGAGGAAUACCUGGUGAAGUUCUCAAAGACUUUAAGCAUUCCAAAGGAAAUCACGUACACAGCAUGGCUCUUUAGCUACGAUACGUAUCAACUGGAUAUCGCAUUAAAGGCACCAGCAUCAAGUAUCGCUGUUGCUCUGUUGGAGCUUGCAUGCAAAUUGGAAAAAUUCCAUGUGAACAUCAACUACAGAGAGCUGUUUGUCAACAUGGAGGCCGUGAAUGAGACAAAAGUGGACCUUUUGGACUUUUACAUUAGCAAUUAUAACUACAGCUUUUUUGCUAGCAUUAGGCCAGAACUUCAUGAUACUUUCAUGGAUUUGAAGAUAGCACUUGGGAACGUUAAACAACUUGUGGAACGUGAAAAGAGAUACAUUGAAGAAGAUGCAUACUUUGAUGAAAGGUCGUACACUACUGGGGAACGGAGAUUUAUGCUUGGUAACCAAAGGAAAAGACUCUAUAAUGAGAUGUAAUAAUAAACUAACUAGUCGUUCCAAGAGACCACUGUUUGGAAAGAAGUGUAGACUAGCAUAAUAACACCAAAGAUUACAAUGGUUAGGUCUAACCUCUUUCCCAUAGGAGUUGUGGUCUUUAACUUGAGAUGAAUCAUGGGUGGGUAUAUGUAAAUCAACGGAAUACAUGC
Messenger RNA from Williopsis jadinii, 1158 nucleotides. It is a transcript of the gene CTK2, whose product is annotated as Ctk2p. Lineage: Eukaryota; Fungi; Ascomycota; Saccharomycetes; Phaffomycetales; Wickerhamomycetaceae. The record is from RefSeq and is a predicted model, not a curated record. The transcript has a single exon. Bases 26 to 988 code for a protein of 320 amino acids. Gene Ontology annotation, molecular function: cyclin-dependent protein serine/threonine kinase activator activity. Gene Ontology annotation, cellular component: cyclin/CDK positive transcription elongation factor complex; nucleus. Gene Ontology annotation, biological process: positive regulation of DNA-templated transcription, elongation; regulation of transcription by RNA polymerase II.